This is a messenger RNA of Schistosoma intercalatum, 4952 nucleotides long. The record is from the annotation of a GenBank genome assembly. NCBI's taxonomy places the organism in Eukaryota, Metazoa, Platyhelminthes, Trematoda, Strigeidida, Schistosomatidae.
AAGGGUCAUAGCCUUUUAUUUGUAUGUAAUAAAAAGUUGGAUUCGUUUGUUGCAAUCAAUAAUAUCACACAGCGCGAAAUUGUAAUUUUCCGGCACGUCCGUGCAAUGCUAGUGAUUCUUCUUUGCCUGUCGUUUUCCAAUGUAGUACAUUCGUCUUACCACAUCAGAGAUAACUCACUCGUUCCUCCAUAUUCAAGCCCUCACUGGGUACCUUAUGGAUCAACGAUUAUUGAACCUCAGUUCGUACGCCUAACUUCCGAUGUAAAAAGUAAUCAAGGAGGUAUUUUCAAUAUAAAACCUUUAUUCGCUCGUGAUUGGGAGGUGGUUAUUUUGUUCCAUGUUCAUAGUCCCAAAACUCUGGUCGGUGAUGGAUUUGCUUUCUGGUAUACUCAACAUCCUCCUUCAAGUGGGCCAGCAUUCGGCAGUCGAGAUAAGUUCCGUGGGUUGGCCGUUUUCUUUGAUACUUACGCUAAUCAAAAUGGUGAGCAUAGUCAUGAGCAUCCUUAUGUCAGUGCAAUGAUUAACGAUGGAUCUAAACACUAUGACCAUGAUAAGGAUGGAACUUUAACUGAAUUAGCUGGUUGUUCAUCUAAUUUUCGUAAUAAUGACUACUCAAUGGCCACAAUUCGUUACGCUAAUAACCAGUUGAAGGUUUCUUUGAAAUAUCAAGGUGCUACAGAUCCUGUAGACUGUUUCACAGUUGACGGAGUACGUUUACCUACUGGCUAUUUUAUUGGAAUCUCAGCCGCUACUGGUGACCUUUCAGAUAAUCACGACAUAUACUCUAUUCAUACUUAUGAACUGGAUGUUGGUCGAAAAGACGAUCCGUUCGCUGACUUUUCUAAAAUUGAACCAUCAGCUGAUCAGGAGGCUGCACCAAGAGGUGUGUCAAUAUCAAUUUCUGAAUAUCAUUUUCGUUGCCAACGCUUUUUUAUAUUAUUAUUGUAGGGCUAUAAACGCAGAAACCGAAUUUUCAUCAGUUAUUAACUUUCGUUAUUAUUUUCCUUCUGUAUUCGGAACUCGGAAUAGGUAUUUGAUCUCAGCUCCAAUAAAAUACUCUAAUCUUAUAAGAAUUUACUUCAGACGAUUACAAUAGCAAGUAAUGGGUUGAUAUUUUGAUCUAAAUCUUUACUAUCCAGUAAUACUUUUCACCUUAAGAACACCGAAACGCAAAACAACGUGAGAAUUAAACUCAAGUAUCAAAUGGCCUACUUCUAAAAGUGGAUUUAAAUAUAUUCUUUAACCUACAUAGUUUGAAAAAAAAUGAAAACUUGAAAAUUUCUUGGUUUGCUUAGUUGGUUUUCAAGAAGCUACUAUCUGUUUUCUCUUGUCUCUGUCUGUUAUGAUAUCUCAUCUCACAACAACAUAAAUUUAAAAGUUAAUACUUCUAGACUUUUCGGAAUUCUGACAGUGUAGUAAAUAGCAUGCAGAAAAUCUUUUGUAGUGAUUAUUUAUCCCCAGCAAUCGAUGUAAUGUGCAAAUUGCAGAGAUUUCCAAUCACAACCUGAAAUUGCUCAGAUUUAUGUAGAAUGAUUUUUAAAAUGCAUACACGGUGGGAUACUUUAUUGUAAUUUAUAUUGAUCAUGUACUAUGUAAAGAAUACUAAGCAAAUGUUGUCCUUGAGAUUGACCAGACACAGCUUUAUGCUGCAUCGUUUAGUUUCUCUGACUACAUUAUUAAUAUUAAGUUUCGUCACCAGUACAUACGAAACAUUUUUAUGUUAGUUCAAACCAAUGAAGUCAAGGGUAUCUGAUUGACUCCAAAUUAAUGCACAACUUUGAAAUAUCUAACACAAUUCUAUGGUUUUAAUUUUCCUGUUUAGUGAAGUUUUCGCCAAACAUUUUUUCUUACACCACUAGUGUCUUCGAAGCAUUGCUCGUAUAUCUCGGGACCACCGAGUAAGGCAGUUGUUAGGAAACAGGUAAUAGGUAAGGAUGCCAAAUCGAUUGAUGAAGUAGUGGAACUUCAUCAGUUGAGAUGGUUGGGACAUGUGUUACAUAUGCCCAACCACCAACUGGCCCGACGAACGAUGCUUCAUGGUGUAGGAGUAGGUUGGGAAAAAGCUAGGGGCGGCCAGACCAAAACGUGGCACAAAUCCAUGAAGUCACUGACAAGUGGACCGAGCAUGUUGAUAGGUGUAGACCUCGUGGUUGAGAUCCGCGAGACGAUAGCAACCGAUGGUUAGAGACCUUGAAUGACAUGGCUCAAAAUCGUUUGCAAUGGCACAGGUGCAUCCACUCGUUGCGUUCACCCAAAUUCUAAUCUUCUGAAUUCUUCAUGUCCUUUUUUUAUUUCUCCAAGUUUAUUUCACGGGAUUAUACUCCUUGAAUAACAUCUUCAAACUCUAAUCUCUCUGACUAAUGCUUGUACUCAUAUUACCUCUACCAUUAGGGGAUCUGAAUCGACAAUUGUAUCUGUGUGUUGAUAUGGUAUGGCAACUCGAACUGAUGUACGUACGUACGAAGUUCUACGUUGUCACUGACUAACUGACUUUAUUUUAGUAAAUAGUCUUUAACUGACAAUAUCUUAAUGAACAUGUUUUUAUACACAAUACGGCAUUCACCUAUUGAAUAAUGUAUGCAAAAGUUAAUGUAAUUUUUUGCUAGUAUUUGUGUUUUUAAAUUAGUUGAUUUGAAGUGAAUUGUGUAAAUAAUGUUGCUUUUAUUAUAAAUUGAUAAUAAUUUGAAAAGUGUUGCACUUUCAGAGCAGUGAUAUUUAUUUUAUCCUCAUUUUGAGACGCAUUAGUUACUACCCUCCCUUGUUCUUAUGAGAUCCAGCACACGGCCUUCAGGUUUGUUAGUUAUUUCAAGGUUUCACUAAGAUAAACAUUAAACCAAAGGGCGCGCCAAUGAUAGUGGAUAUAUCAAACCAAAAUGUUGUCUAUCAAACGUGCAAGCUUUUAGAAACGGAAAUAUCAGCAAAUACUUAAGGUAAAGAUUAGUUCUUAUAGUUAAUCUGUUUAUAUUUUAAUCCCAAAUCCGGAUUUAGGAUCCGACCUUAUCCUUUCUUCGUUGAAUUGAGGACAUAUUGCAUUAUAAAUCAUUCGGCCUUAUCUGUUGCUUCCUGACCAGCUGACAAAAGUGAGAAUUUCUCAGUCACUUCAAGUGCCUCUCUUUAAUGCUUACGCCCUAUAGUAAUGUAUUUAAAACUAAAUCUGAAUAACUACCUCUUCAUCUCUAAUUUCAUCAGUGGUCUUCUAGUUGAUGUCAAUUAUAAUAAGAAAUAUUUUCUAAUUAACUGAAUUCUCAUACAUAAUUGGAUUAUAUCUGUGUACAAAUGACUUGUUUAUAAUCCUUCAUCGUUUUUUUUAUCGAAAUUAAACUUUAGAGAGAUAAUGAAGUACUGAACUGUUGUGCUUGGUAGAUAAAGAAUCAAAAGCAUUUAAAUCUUUAUGAUUUGAAGUACUAUGGGUUGAUAAAUGAUGUAUUAUGUAAAUAUAUCACAUAAUUCUGAUGACUUUCGUCUUCUCAUUGGAUUAUUUAGUUAAAAUGUGUGAUUACAGUCUUCCUCCACUUUAAGUUUUGGAUUUCAGUCAUAUUGGUUAGCAUUUAUGUACAUAACAACAACUACCAGAGUUGCAUACACAUUCAUUUUUACGGUUGGUCCACGUACAAAUUUAGCUGAUUAUGACUGGUCACUGAUGAUCCUCUGAAGUCUAAAAUCAGUAACUAUUUUUAGAUUAGGGGUUAAUCCUGAUUAACAUUCCCAGUCACAGUCUUUAUAAUGUGGCUGGCUUAAUUGAGCACUUUGUAGCUAAACUGUAAUUUUAUACUCAAAAACACCAGAGUAUAGUGAAUAUACAUACUACCAUUAGUCGAAUGAUGAUAAGAUUAAUUUAAGGAUUCUGCAUUCGAAGCAACACUUCCCGGUAAUAAGUGUUAUUCAGUAAUCGCUUUUUGUAGAUAUUCAUGUAAAUUUUCUUUUUUAUAGCUCGAGUCGAUGAUACUCCAACAUCGAGAUUCAGCCGCGUACUUACAUUAUUUUCUUGGUUAUUCGUAUUUGGAUUUAUUAGUGGUGGUGGAUAUAUGGGCUAUAAAUAUUAUAAGAAGCGUCAAAGGCAAAUGAAGCGAUUCUAUUAGUGAACAAAUUUAAACUGGUUAUCACUAAUUCUUUAAACAAAGCAAACUAUUUCCAUUAAACGGCCAAUGUAUAUUUGCGGGUAUUAGAAACUGGAGUCGUGACUACAUCCUUCGUUUUUCUGAAUGUUCAUCCACACAUUUUUUAGAGAUGAUUUUUGUACUUGUUUAUACUACUCCUGGUCAAUUAAAGUGUUAAAUGAGUUAAAUAUUUUUCCUAACCUUAUCAGUAUGACGUUAGUAUUUUUGUCCAUCAAUUCGAUACUGACAGUAGUAGAUCAUAAUUUGUUAAAUGAUACAACGAAUCGCAAUAUUAAUUUUUGUUCUGUCCUUCUGUCUCCUUAUUUUUUAUGCCAAGCAAACUACGCAGAAAUGUUUUCUGUUCUAAAACGUUUAGUUAUUCAUAUUUUACUUUGUCAAUAAUCGUCAAACACGUAAGAUUUCUAAUUUUUCUUCUGUGAUGGUAAAAAGCCUUACAUGAUUGUGAAAAAUAAAUAUUAUUAUUGCUUUGAUGAAUGUGGAUGUAUAAAAGUGUUAAAUUUUGUAUCAGUUUACUUUCAGUGUCAAGUAUUGUUCGAUGUGUCUUUUUUUCUUUCUAGUCACAAGUGAUUUUUGUUUCCUAGCAUUGUUGGCUACUACAUUUGUGGUGGUGUUUCCCCCGAAAAUCCCUCAGUGCAGACUACUUUUUUUGCUUCCAAACAUAUGAAGAAAAUGAUAGUGUCUGUGCGAUACCAAAUAUACCGGUAAAAAAUUUAAAGGUUUAUUGAUGCCUGCUGAGUAAUUACUGUUCUGAUGUAUAUUUAGAAUUAGUUGGUUUAUUCAGAAGUCAUCAUGAUACUGAUUGUUCCCAGCGUUUAAUGCAUUCUUAUUUAUGAA